AUGGUCCAAAUUGACAAGGACCACUACAAACUUUUGUCUGUCCGCGAUCCAACAACUACGACGACCACCACCACACCUACGACUACAACAACACCGCCAACUACCACCACCACAUCAACAACGACGACUUCCGUAAAAACCACACAAACGACAACAACAACGACUGAAAAGCCUAAACCUCAGGAUUCUCUCUUUGGGCCUACAGUCAUUUUUAUUGGAAUUUUUGUUGGAAUUAUUGUUAUCAUCUCUUGUGGAGCUAUGGGCAUCUUUCUCUUCAUGAAGGUAGUUUGUGAUUACGGAGUGAUUGUAGAGUAUUUCUUUUUCUUUUCAGGCUAA
This is a messenger RNA of Meloidogyne enterolobii, 336 nucleotides long. The record is from the annotation of a GenBank genome assembly. NCBI's taxonomy places the organism in Eukaryota, Metazoa, Nematoda, Chromadorea, Rhabditida, Meloidogynidae.